Drosophila rhopaloa is the source of this 5038-nucleotide messenger RNA. RefSeq names its product transient receptor potential channel pyrexia (gene wtrw). The coding region runs from base 1717 to 4674 and encodes 985 amino acids. Gene Ontology annotation, molecular function: protein binding; monoatomic ion channel activity. Lineage: Eukaryota; Metazoa; Arthropoda; Insecta; Diptera; Drosophilidae. Gene Ontology annotation, cellular component: membrane. Gene Ontology annotation, biological process: transmembrane transport; monoatomic ion transport. The transcript is spliced from 4 exons. The record is from RefSeq and is a predicted model, not a curated record.
AAAAAUUUUAGUUUAAGAAUUACAUUUUAAAUAUAAACUUGCACUUAGGUAAACACAUAAAUAUUGUAUGCAAAAUAUAACAAUUUGCAUUUCAUAAUAAGUGGACUCAUAAUUAAUUUAACCAUUUUAAACGAGCAUUAAAGAAUAAUAAUUAAUAAACCAGAACGAUAACGAAAAUAGAGUAGAAAACUUUUCUAAUUUAGCAAUAGCCGUGUAAGUCCUAAUAACUUGUUAGAAAUCAGUAGAUCCCAGCAAAUUUUCAUUAAAAAAUCAUCAAAAUGAACAAUAAACGAUCUCUAUAACCGAGAGAUUUACAGCUUAUGAAUACCAAUUGAGAUUUGUUUACACUCUGUGCGAAGCUUUUGUCAACUUCAUUAUCCUUUAAUUCGGACACUACACAAUUCAAUUGCAACUGCAUCAUAGGCGUACGGAUAUAUAUAAUUCAGAUCGAGCAAUGAGUUACUGUACGGCGUAGUGUGGAAAAUGGACAUGCGCCUCAGGUUCAAGGGCAUUAUAAAAGCAACGCAAAAAUAAAACUUAACUCAGCCCAAUGCGUUUGCUCACAUAAUAACCCCCCUUAAGUCCCCCACAAAAGCGCGAGUAAAAAGAAGAAAAAAUGUCAAAUUGAUUUCAAUUAUAAUUGAAUCAACGAGCGGCGAAAAGAAAUACCCGAGAAAGUUAACGAACGAUCACGAAGAUCGUUCGAGAAUCGCAAUUUCCACCGCUCGAUGGCGGCGCAGUUUUCCAAAAUGGCCGGCGGCGGUCUGUAAUAACGCGAAAACGGCAAGUGCCACUUCCGGGCCUUCAAAACGAACAAAAGCUAAUCGCGUUCCACCAACGCGCUAUUUAAAGUCUAACACUUUUUGCAACUGCAAUAAUAUAAGAAAGUAUUAAUUGAUUAGGCGAUUUCCAGCAAUUCACACAUUGCGGCAAAAGUGGCAGCAAAUUUGGUAGCCGCACGGGGGCGUUUUUAAAUAAAUAUUUGUUUAGUGUGUUAGCGACGUUUAGGAGUCACAGACUGCGAAAACCAAGACGAAACCCUACACAAAGAGAAAUAAAAUAAUUUACGGAUUGAUUUAACAACAUUAUUGCCAUCAAAUUCAAAUAAUUUAAAAGUUUUUGAAACUCAUCGCUAUGUACAACUAUUUGUUCGUUCUCAAAAAAGUUUUUUUCUCUGAUACAGACUCUAACGAAUCAAAAAACUGGUUUCUUAACUACGCACAGAAUUUGAUUAAUUUGCUCGCAUAAUUUAGCCGAUUAGUCAAUUUCAGCCGAAGUUUAUUGUCGUUACCUUGUUUAUCGCCAAAGCUGCUUAAUCAGUCAGCGGAUUUUGGUUUUGCCUAAUCAAAGAAAGUUUCUCAUGUGUUGUCGGUGGACAAACAGAAACUCAUUUUUUCGAUUGUCAUUUGUUUUUGUUUAUAUUUUGCAAACAAGUUUAAAAGAUUCCCAGAAUCGCUUAGGAAUUGUUUACGGUAAUCCGAUGCCAAAAGAAAUGCAACAAAUGGAACCUAAACAAGCUUAACGCUUCGCUAAUUUAUUAAAUCUAAUGUAACACUGUAACAGUCUACCUGAAAUUACCUAAUCAGGCGGUGACAAAAAACCAAGUUGCAUUUGCCCCGAGUUUUUGCGCAUAUUUUCGCGUUUAAAUUGCAACAACCACGAAAGCAGCCGCUUUGACACCGGCGACGAUAGCAGCAGCAACUUCUGGCCGUCACGAUGGAGAAUCUUGGCUAUAAGGAGGGCAGCACAAAACCCCGCCGUAUGACACGUUCGAUCAGCGUCGUUACCAAGACCGAAGUGGAACAGCCGCUCACGGAGAAUAAUGCAAAUAACCGUUUCAAAUCGAUUCCACCCAACUUGAUGGUGCGAUGGCGGAACAACACUGACGCCAUGAUCGAAGCCCAGUACCCGACCGCUGGAGAAUUCGAAUACAUGGAGUGUGGACCGUCGCCGCCGGCGGAGAGUGCGCCGAGCAUGUACGAUAGCUUCGAGGAACCGACCAGCGAACUAAGCGUCCAGAUAUGCAACGAUACGCUACGGAUCAGCCUGAUCGACCAGAUGAAGAGUGGCGCUGGUCGCGUCAAGCUCUUCGAGGACAUCGAGCAGAGCAAUGUGGUGGCCGAGGGCAUACGGAAGCAUUUUGAGUCCGCCUCGAAGCUGGAAAAGAAUCUGAGCUACCUGUGGGCCGCCUACCUUAAGCGCUGGGAUCUGAUCGAGAGUCUGCUAGAGGCAGGAGCCGACCUCCACUUCUGCGAUCAAAAUGGUAUAUCUGCCUUGCAUCUGAGUGCCUUCAGUGGCUGUUUGGCCACUUUGGGUCUCCUGGUGGCCAAGGGCUUGAAUGUCAAUUUGCAGUCCAAGUGCUACACGCCGCUGCAUUGUGCAGCCUUUGGGAAUGCAGCGGAGGCGGCUAAAUUACUGAUCAAUAAUGGAGCAGACAUAUCUAAGGAUACGAACAAACCCAAUUGCGAGGAGAGCCUGCUGCACUGCGCCGUGCGAUCCAAUGCACUGGAGUGCCUGCAGAUAUUCAUUGGCGAAGGCGCGGAUGUCAACUCGCUCAAACCAAAUGGCACAAACGCCAUUCACCUGGCUGCUGAUCUAGGCAAUCUUCAAUGCCUGGAAGCCUUGCUGAAUGCUCCAAACGCAGAUGCCAAUGUGCGCAUCUGCAUUCGAGAAAAAGAGUCCACUGCUUUGCACCUGGCGGCUGACGAGGGCAACGUGGAGUGUGUGGACUUACUUCUAGCGAAAGGUGCGGAUGCCAAGUUGAAGAACCAUCGAGGAUUUACACCUCUUCACCUGGCGGCAAGGACCUCCAGUUUGGAUUGCGUGGAGUCUCUUUUAAAAAACGGCAGUGCCGACGCCAAUGCCGAAGACUUUGAUCAUCGCACUCCACUCCACGCGGCCGUGGGAAAAUCCGAGAACGCCUACGACAUCAUGGAGACCCUUAUCCAGUGGGGUGCCAAUGUAAACCAUAAGGAUAUUUAUGGGUUUACGGCUCUCCACCUGGCCGCAUUGGAUGGACUGGUGCAGUGCGUCGAAAUGCUGAUAUACCACGGGGCGGAUGUGACCACCAAAUCGAAAAAGGGCACUUCUGCGCUGAACGUAAUUACCAGAAAGACUCCGGCGUCAGUGGCUAUGAUCAGACAGAAAUUGGAUGCAGCCAUUACGCUUCAUCACUCGCAGGACCCCGUAAAUCGUGAGGUGGAGCUCGAGCUGGACUUUCGUCAAUUGCUCCAGCACUGUCAUCCUCGUGAGAUCAGCUAUCUGAACACGUUCGUCGACGAGGGACAGAAGGAAAUCCUAGAGCACCCGCUCUGCUCCUCCUUCUUGUACAUCAAGUGGGGCAAGAUCCGCAAGUACUACAUUGGCAGACUCAUAUUCUGCUUUAGUUUCGUGCUCUUUCUCACGCUCUACGUGCUGACAGCCUUGGCCCACAAUUGCUAUAAUGGCAGCAAGAACGAUAAUACGACUAUUCCGGCGCAGGAGUUAUGCCAAAAGCAAUCCAUUCUGGGAGAUAUGCUCAGAAACAAUCCGUUUGUGAUGGAGAUGCAAUGGUGGGUACUGGUUGCAAUCACUAUAGUGGAGAUAUUUCGAAAGCUAUACGGUAUUACGGGUUACUCGUCAUUUCGGCACUAUGUGACGCAAGUGGAGAACAUUAUGGAGUGGUUCGUGAUCACCAGCGUGUUUGUUAUAUCCUAUAUAUAUACCAACAAAACAUACACGUUCCAAAAUCAUAUAGGAGCCUUUGCCGUGCUGCUCGGUUGGACGAAUCUGAUGUUGAUGAUAGGUCAGCUUCCGGUCUUCGAUGUCUACGUGGCCAUGUACACAAGAGUCCAGGGAGAAUUCGCCAAGCUAUUUAUGGCCUAUUCCUGCAUGCUGAUUGGGUUCACCAUUAGUUUCUGUGUUAUCUUUCCAUCGUCGUCGUCAUUUGCCAAUCCGUUUAUGGGUUUCAUAACAGUGCUGGUAAUGAUGAUUGGGGAACAAGACCUAUCGCUGCUAAUUAACGAUCCGGAAGGCAAAGAUCCACCUUUCCUACUAGAAGUCAGUGCACAAAUCACCUUCGUGCUCUUUUUACUAUUUGUGACCAUCAUUCUGAUGAACCUGUUGGUGGGCAUUGCAGUGCACGAUAUCCAAGGAUUGAAAAAGACAGCGGGACUAUCAAAACUAGUACGACAGACAAAGCUGAUCAGCUACAUAGAAUCGGCGUUAUUUAAUGGCUACCUUCCCACCUGGCUAAGGAACUUGCUUCAUUAUACAGCUUUGGUGUCUCCCCAAGCUUAUAGAGUGGUUCUAUGUGUCAAGCCGCUAAAUCCCAGCGAGAAGCGAUUGCCCAGAGAAAUUUUAAUGAAGGCUUAUGAAGUGGGAAAGAUGCGCAAGCAUUUCGGACAUACGGUGUCGUCGAAAAAUUCAGCCGAGAACUAUUUAUCCUACAAAAAUAAGUAUAACAACAAUAACGGUGCGACUGGAUAUCUUUUACCGGAUACGGAUCUGGAUGCUGGGCAGUUCAACACACUGACCACCAAGAUCGAUGAUAAUGCAGAUCGGAUUGAGGUUCUUACCCAGGAGAUCCAGGAGCUAAAGCAGGCGCUCAUCUCGCAGCAACAACAGGCCAGCAAAGUGAUCGACAAGCUGUUGAUUGUGAUUUCCAAUCAGCAAAAGCAAAAUCUGCGGAAGUAGCCGGAGCAUUUAGUGCACUCCUUUUGGAUUAUUUUUAGAUCACAGUUAGAUAUAAGGUGGAUCGUUAGAUUCCAAACAAAUCCAGAACAUUGUUGAUAUUAUCGUAGCAGCGAGUUGUAGUUAAACCAAUUUUGAUAUCGAUGCGCCAGGCGUCCUAUACAUACAUAUAUAGCCAUAUACCACACCAUACUACACUACUAUCGAUACCGUUAGUUAAAUUAGAGGCGAGCAGUUGGCAGGAUUGAUUUGUGGCUGGUUUCAGGCUGUGUCUUUGUUGUUUUGGCGUUGUCGUCAGAGAAUCGUUUAUAUAGUAAUUUAAUGCAAAUUUGUAUUCUUAAUAAAAUAUAUGCAGUAUCUAUUAUUA